GUUUUUAGUUAUUUAAUUGAUGAAUUUAGCUAUAGUUUUUUUAAACCGAAUUUGGCUCUAUAAUAUGCUAGAUUUAGCUCAAGCGUAUUUUGUUAUCCUAUUCAAUUCUACUAAAGCAAUAUGCAGGGUUCCAAAGUUCAGCAACUAAACUUUCUACUUGCUCAAGAUCCUCAGGCAUUUUAAUAAUUCUUUUAUUUGAACUGUUAUAAAGAAAAAACCUGUUAUAAAAUACAGAUAUCUAAUCUUAAGAAAUGUUAAAGGCUGCUUGAUGUGAGAGCUUUUACGAUGUCCGGAUGGGCUCAAAGAAUGCACCGCGGAGCUGCUACUUUGAGCAACGUUGUGACCUCGUGUGGUCAUACAACUGUUCCUUAUCCUACUCGAAUGGAAAAAGUAAAGUUUGGUGUUCUUUUUGACCAAGUUUGUAAACAUGAUAUACCUGGACCAUUACUGAUAUUAAUUCUUAAACUCAAUAAAGAAGGGCCCUAUAAGAAAGAUGUAUUUCGAGCACCUGGCCACCAGGGUAACAUGAAAAAGCUGAUCCAUUUUCUACAGCAUGGUCGUCUAGUCAAUAUAGAAAAUUUCAGUGUGUAUACAAUAGCAUCUGUUUUAAAAAAAUUCUUAAGAAAACUUCCUGGAGGUAUUUUUGGCCCUGAAAAUGAAGAAGCCUUAUUCGAUAUAAUUAAUAUUGAUAAUUUAGAAGAAAAAAGAGAUAGAAUUCACAGGCUGAUUACCUCUCUUCCUGUUGUUGCUCAACAUUUGUUAGUGCUACUGUUUGGCACUUUUAGAGCUAUAUCUAACUGUGCUCAGAAAGCACAAACUGGCAUGACAUCUGAAGCACUUGGAGUUAGUGUAGCCCCAAGCUUCUUCCAAUCUUGUGUCAGUGAUGGCAAAAUGGCUAGAAUGGAAGAUGUCGUGAGAUUUAAAGUUGCAACUAGGAUUAUGAAGUUCCUCAUUGAUAAUUUUGGGGUAACUAAUCUCUUUGGCAAAGGAAACUAUGAAUACUAUGCUCGCAUGACUGGCAGAAUCUUCAAAGUGGAGGAAAAUUGGAUAUUCGCUUUUCGAUACCCUCCAGAAUCAUUAGUUUCACGUAAUUAUGACUGCAAAGCCUCUCUGGAGACUGAAAAAAACUGGCUCCAGCAGGAGGCUGAGCGCUGGGGAUUUAAAUUUAACCUGGAAGCUAUAUCCUCUCAAGAAGAAUGUCGAAGCACGCCAGCUUUAAUUCAUGCUAGUGAGUCUAUGGUUCAAAAUGAUGGUCCCCAUAUGAGUGGUAGCUUGACUAAUCUUGCUGAUACUUAUACAAGACUGAGUGUAUCACUUGAAGAAAAUGGACUUUAUAAGGCAGCAUCUCCUAUGUCUUUUUUGGCAUUGGAUCCAGAGGAGCUGAAGGCUGUCAAUCGUUAUGCAGAAAGCACCAAAUCUCUGACAUUUCUUCCUCAAGUCCAUGAAAGGCAAACGGCCAGAAUGCGCACCAGGUCUGAAUGGUUUCUUAAUCCAUCUCCUUGUCCUUCUCCUAUUCCUAUAUGUGUACCUCCUGAAAUAGAUGAAAAUGAAGAAGUAGCUGCCAAGAUGAUGAGAACUGCUGACUCUAAGAGAGGUUCCAAUGCCUCAUCUGUGUCAUCAAAUUCCUUGCUUAAUUCAGUCACUGGAGGAAGUGACAAACAGCUUGUUCGGAAGUCUUCAGGUAAAGAAAAACGCUUAGUUCGGCGGUCCUCGAGCAAAAGCAAACGUGACAAAGAAAAUGGUGCUGGUGCAUCAUGUGUAACUACGACCGCCUCUUCCAGCAAAGGGAAAAGAGACUCUUCGGGGAGCAAGGUAGUGUCAUUGGGGACAUCCAUGUCCUCCGAACCAUUGCCAGUUUCCGGUUCCAGCCCUGCUCGUGUCAAGGUUAUGAACAGGCUAUCUAAUCCAGUUGGAAUAACUGAACAGGAUUGUACAGAACUUGAUGUUCAGUCCUUCCAUGUUACGCUCACUUACAAGCCAAGGAUAUGACCCUGUGUUGUUUGUUUUUUUAUGUUUUCAUUUGUAAAUAUAUCUGUGUUAUAUUGUUGAGAGAUACUUGCCAAAUACCAUUUCAAAUUAUAUUGAAUUUCAUCCCCCAGAAUGCUUGUUAAGGAAGUUUAAAAAAAAAUUAAUUCAUAAUGAAAGCUCAUAAAAAUUUCUUAAAAUUGCAUAACAAGUUUAGGAUUGACCUGUUAUUACUUUGGCUGCUUGUGUAGCAUAAAAUAUAUUUACGUAUUCUCAUCCCUUUAAUCAUCCAUAUUGUUGAUUGUGUGUUAUGUUUUCCUUGUUGGUAUUCUCUGUUUAUUUAAGUAAGUAUUGUAUAUUGAUUGUUAACCUCAAAUAAAGCUGUAAACUAUUAGUUUAACUUAAUAAUAUUUUCUCAUGACAAAACGCUUUGCUAUUUUACACGUUUUGUGUGUUCCUAUCAACCUUUUAUUCAUUUAAUUUUUUUUUAAAUAAAAAUUUCAGUAUUCGCCCAUUUUUUUUGUGUUUAAUUAUCCUUGUAAUUAUUUUGAAAGCAAGAUAUAUUAAAUUUGUUAUUUAGCCUUCCAGAAUUUCAUUUAAUUAAUUUGAUUUUUUAAUGUUCCUGCUUUGUAGUUGAAGAACUUUGGCAGAUAUAUUUUGUUUUGUUUUCAGAAGAAUUGUCUUAUUACCUACGUAUUAUAGUCUUGUCAGACCAUUACAAGCAUUUAUGAGCUUUUGAGCAUCGUAAAAACUCUCAAUUUAAAUGAGUAAAAAUGAGCUUUACAAAAGCAUGUGAUAUUAAGAAAUUUAGAAUGAUUCCUUUAAUUAUUAAAUUGUGCUUUUUUUUUCUUUCAUUUCAAAACUUUUAUGAGCUUUCAAAUGGCCAAAAAUUUGGUUGGUUUACUAUUUGAUAUCAUUUGCAGGUCAAUCAACUUAAAUAUAUAAUGGGAUCACACUGCAGUAAAUGUAUUUUGAAAUAAAAUUCGAAUUUUUUUUUAAAGAUAAAAUUUAGAUGUUUGGCUUACCAAUUUAAUUGAAAAUCAAUUUAUAUAUUCUUACGUACAUACAUAAUUUUUCGAUUUAUUUCAUGAUGCAGCCUUUACUCAGUAAAAUGCUUUUUUUUGUGCAUAUUAAUAUUAAAAAAUUUUAUUAGCUUUUUAUCAUCAUCUAAAGUCUCUUAAUUGUAUUGAUUAAAAGUUUAGAUGGUUCUACCAAAACUCUUACAUAACAUUUUUACUUUGUUACUGUAAAUUAAUAAAAUUUUAAUAGCUAUCAGGAUUGUGACAAGUAUAUUUAGCUCAAAGCUGCUCUAAACAUUUUAUCACACUGCCACAAUGCUAACAUUUUUCGUUUCCAAUACAUUGACUGUAAUGUGUCCUUUUUUAAAAAUUCUAUUUAGUAAACAGCAUUGUUGAGAGUAAAAUGCAAACUAGUUGUCAUCAUGUUACUAUUUAUAACAUAUCAAAAAUUUUAAUAACUCAUGAUCCGAUCUCUGUUUGAUUGUUUGCAUGAAUGAUCCUUACCCAUUGUUGAAAAAUAUAAAUCUCAUUAUUUAUCCAAGAGGCAGCUUACAAAAUGUUGGUUACUUUCUGCAAUAUUAUAAUACUUUGUUUUAUUAGUCUGCAGGCUCUAAUUAAACUGUGCUGUUAGUCUCUGACCCAGGUGUUAAGCAAAGCUUUAGGUUAAAGUGACCCACCCCUAAAUUCGUAACCGAGAACUGCCAAAGACUUGCCACAAUUUACAACUUAUUGUCUUUAUGCUGAAAAGGCUUCUGUCCCUGGCUAAUGACAUAUUCUUUAAAUUACCAAACCUAGACUAAAUUUUUGCAUUGAGAUUAUCAACACACCAUUUCACCCAAAUGUGUUUAUCAUUACAGUGCGAAAAUUUUAGUUAUUUUAACGUGUGACAGAUCAAAUGAAAAAAAUAAACGAUAAUUUAAUUUAGUAAUCCAAUUUAAUGAUGUCUAAAUCUGUCCCUAUUUUAAACUGAUUAAUUUGUCUUUUUUUUUUAUAUAACUCUCUGUAACAAAAUGAAUUCUGAGCCAAAUGUUCCUUGCUCAAUUGAAGCUACAGCCCAACUUUUAACUUCGGCAACAGGCCACUUUUUUUUAGUCAAUCGAUAAUUUGGUUUGACAAACUUAUGACAGUGCAUUCUGAGUCUACUCCCAUUUUAUAAGUCACUAAAACUUUCUUACUUUUUUUUUUAUCCAAUAAGAAAAUUCUAAACUCAUUGUUCUUACUAAACUUCAGCUACUAACUAUUUUCCAAUUUUUGUAAAAUUUAUCAAGAAAAAGGGCUUUAUUUACAGCUAGUCAUAGCUGGUAGAUUAGUUUGACAAACCUAUGACAGUGUAUUCUAAGUCUACUCCCCUUUUAUAAAUCACUAAAACUGUUUUAUUUAUUUUUUCAUAAAAAAUGAAUAAAUAAAUAAAUAAAAAUUCUGAAGUAAUUGCUUUACUCAACUUCAGCUACAAACUAUUUUUCAAUUUUUGUUAAAUUUAUCAAGAAAAUGGGUUUUAUUUACAGCUAGUCUGGCGUUAAAAUGGCUAAAAACUGUUUGAAUUUUAGUGCUUGGUAAUUUGUGUCUAGACCAGCAGAUUAACAGCAAUAAUUUAGUUUGAGCCUAUAGAGUAUAUGUUGAACUUGUGACAAUGUAAUGACAAGUCAUAUUUUCACUUUGUUCAGAGUGCAAAACACAAUUCAGUGCAGUUUGCCGCCAUCUAGUGAAAUCCUGAAAAUGUGUUCAGUACCUAUCUGGAAACAUUUCUAAUGAACAGUUGGUCAGUGCUACUUAUCGUUAUAUUGUCACUAAGCGUUUCAUACUUACUAAUUAUAAAAAAUAGUAAAGUGAGCAACUGUUUUGCGAUUCUGCUUCUUGUACUAAAUGUCACAAACAAACAGUGUAUCUUUCUUUGGUGCUAAUAAUACCAAAGUAUUUUCUCCCCUUCAAUGUCAACAUGUGGAUGUUUUUCAUUUCGAAAACCUUUUCCAACUAUUUAUGCGAUGUAACGCUGCGAAUGGAACAAUUUCCAACAUUUACUUUUUACUCUUUUAUAUAAUUUAUUUUCUUUGUAUUACUCGGUCAUAUUAAUUUGUUUUUUUUUUUAUUAUAAAGUUUUGAUAUAAAAAUAUGAAAUUUUAUGGCAAGAAUUUUGUUAUGUGGUAUGAAAAUCUGCAAAGAUAAUUUAAGUGUGCUUUUAUAAAGUAAACUUCUUGCCCUAACAUAAGUGUAAAAGUGUUUGUUAAAAAUCAUUUUUUUUUAAAGAAAGAAGUCACUUUGACUAAGUCACUCAUAAUUCUCAAAUUGUUUCUUCCUUAUUAUAUUGUACCGUUUUAUGAUGUGCACAUUCCACACAUUAGCUUCAGCACAUUUUUAUAUUGAUAGUGGGAUAAUCAGACUUUUUAAUGGACGCAAUUCUUAUGAUGGAUUGUUUUUUUAACUUGUAAAAGUUUUAAUAUUAUUUAGGCAUAUAUGUAUAUAAUAGGAAAUUUCAUAAUUAAAUCUUAUGAGGUAAAUUAAGACUGUUAACUGAUACUUUUCAUAUUAAUUUUAUUCACUACUGUUUCUUAUAUGUCUUGAAAAAUUUCUCAGUUUUUGUUCCAGCACUAACCCUUUCAGUAUAUAAAUAUUAUUGUUCAUUUAAAUACACACGCAAAUAAAUAAAUGCAAUUUUUUUCUUAGUCUAAAUGGAUACCUAAUGGAUAAAAAAAAAUUUUUUUAAUGUAAAUUUUGAUUUUCAACCAAUAAUAGAUUAUUUUUAACUACUUGUUAACUGGAUUACAUACAGAAUUUAUUUAUUCGACUCUUUUCAUUUGGUUUGAUCCUCUUUUCAUUUCUUUUUAAAACAAAUGAAGUAUUAUUUACAAACAAGAAAUUAAUUUAAAAGUUUCAUUUGUAUUGUUUAAAAAAUAAUUUUUAUACUUUGAUUUUCUUUCUCAUAAUUAUUGUAAAGACAAUUUUUUUAACAUCUUGUAUUUUUUAAGUGUUAUUACUUAAUUCUUUUCCCCAAAACUUGAAAAGCCUAAACUAAAUUUUAAAAAAAUAUGCCGGUCAGAAAAUAGUUUGAUAAUACCCACUAUCAAGAAUUCAAUGUUCUUAUAGUACAAGUCUUUGUAGUAUCAAGGUUUUUUAAACUUUAUUUCAAAAGUACAUGUGCAGCUAAUCUGAAAAAUCAGUGCCAAACAACGUGCUUUUUGCUUUCCAUAACCCUUUUACAUUUAUAACUGUUUUGAAUAUGAUAUAAAGUGUUUGUCUAAGCUCUUUUUAU
Molecule: messenger RNA, 6231 nt
Organism: Parasteatoda tepidariorum (common house spider)
Lineage: Eukaryota; Metazoa; Arthropoda; Arachnida; Araneae; Theridiidae
Gene: RhoGAP71E
Product: Rho GTPase activating protein at 71E
Biological process (GO): signal transduction
Molecular function (GO): GTPase activator activity
Source: RefSeq, a predicted model, not a curated record